Messenger RNA from Closterium sp. Naga37s-1, 4956 nucleotides. Lineage: Eukaryota; Viridiplantae; Streptophyta; Zygnematophyceae; Desmidiales; Closteriaceae. The record is from the annotation of a GenBank genome assembly.
AUGCCUCCUCUGCUCGCCGCCGUCGCCCACGCGCUCUCCUGCUGGCCUGCCCUCAGCCUCCCCCCCGGGCUGCACCUCUCCCUGCUCUCCCUGCUGCUCUCUGACGUGCUUGACUCCGAGGAGACUCGUGAGAUGCUCGCAGAGAACAUGGAGGCUGGCAUCGACCUGGGGAAGAAGCGGAGCGUUGAGGUACUGGAGGAGCGGAGGGUGAGGAAUGAGGAGGUGAAGAAGCAGCAGGAGGAGCAGCGGAUGGAGCGGAUGGAGCGGGAGAGGCGGGAGAAGGAGAAGAAGGAGAAGGGGGAGAAGGAGGAGGAGGGAAAGGAGGCAGGAGGGAAAGGGAAAGGGAAGAAGAAAGAGAAGGAGAAGGAGAACGAGGCAGAGAAGGAGAAGGGGAAUGAGAAAGGGAGUGAGAAAGGGAGUGAGAAGGGGGAGUGUGAUACAGAUGAGGAGGUGGAGUUUCUGUUCGCAGUGCCAGAGGAAGUGAGGGAGUAUAAGGGUGAUCCGAUGGACAGGCGGGCGGUGUUGGCUCAUAAGGAGAAGCUGAGGCAGGAGGAGGAGCGCAUGGGCAGGCUGAAGAGCGAAUACAUUCGGCGCAAGGAGGCAGAGAAGCGAGCAGCAGAGAGAGCACGGACCGAGGUGGAGAGAAAGCGCAUGGCACAGGAGAGAAAGCGAGAGGAGGAGUGGAAGAAGCGAGAGGAGGCGUAUGAAAAGGAAAUGGCUCGUCUGGUGGUCAGAACAGUGCCCCUGGGAUUGGAUAGGCAUUAUAACCGGUACUGGCUGCUCAGUGGGGAACCUAAGGUGGUGUGGGUGGAGGAAAGAGGAGGGAUGGUGGGAGAAGGGGAGGUGUGGCGAGGAGGAGGGAGCGAAGGAGGAGGCGAGGGAGGAAGUGAGAGAGGAGGGGUGGGAGGUGAGGUGGGGACGGGGUGGGCCGGUUGUUCUCGCUGGUUCUGCUACACUUACCGCGAGGAUAUAGAGGAGCUUAUAGCGAGUCUGAAUGAAAAGGGGAUACGAGAGGCGGCACUGAAAGCAGCACUUGAGAAGGUCAAGGGGAGGCUUAUAGCGGGGAUGAAGAAAAGGGGGCCUGGUGUGGGGGGGAGGGAGAAGGGGAAGGGUGGAGGAGGUGGAGGAGGGGAAGGGGAGGGCGGGAAAGGGGAAGAGGAGGAGGAGGUAGAGGUGGAGGAGGAAAGGGAUAUCUGCAAAGCUACUGCCGUUGCCCCUCCUAAAUCGGAUCAAAUCAAAUUGGGGGGCCUUCACAGCUCCUCUGGUUUAGCUGUCUUGAUGGGCGGCAAAAAUCGUUUGGACUCUCGUGCUCCUGCUGCUGCUGGUACAACCGCUGCUGCUGCUGCUGCAGAUACUGCAACAGCUGAACCAGCAGCAGCAGAAGCAGGAGUAGAGGCAGGAGCAGGAAAGGUCGGAGGAGGAAAGGCAAAAGGAGGAAAGGAAGGAGGAGAAAAGGGAGGAGAAGAAAAGGCAGGAGCAGAGGUAGGAGCAGAGCCAGGAGGAGAGGCAGGAGGAGUCAAACCAGUCAAGGGAGUCAGCAGUGAGCGCGUCCAGCUGGCGCGCCAGGUGGCAGCGCUGCGGCGGCUGCUGCUGUGCGCUGAGGUGGCAGGGUUCAAGCUGUGUGGCGGUGCUCUUGGGGAGGCGAGAGGCGAGAGGUGGGGGAGAGGGGAGAAGGAGGAGGGAGGGAGUGAGGGAGAGGAGAGGGUUGAAGGAGCGGGAGGUUCGAGAAGGGGGAGGGGUGCUGAGAAAGCAGGGAAGGGUGGCCAGGGAGCAGACGAGGAGGGGGAGGAGGUGGAGGAGGAGGAAGAGGAGGAGGAGGAUGAAGAUGCAGGGACAGUGAGUGAGGCGGAGGAGCAUGAAGAGGAGGAGGGGCUGAAGGGCCCGUCUGCCUCGCGGUGCUUGUGGCGGUCGAGGCGAGUGCGGCGCGUGUGGCGUAGGGAGGUGAUGGCUGCUCGCACACUCGCCACCCUCGCUUACCUUGCUGCCUCCCUCAGGCAUACCUCCCUUUGGGCUCUUUGGACUGAGAAGUGUGUGGAGGAGGGAGGGUGCUCGCACGCUCGCCACCCUCACUUACCUCGCUGCCUUUCUCAGGUGUGCUCCCCAGUUGGGCUACCUGCUUCUCUCAGAGAACGAUGCAAGGCCCUUGACGCUUCCAAGCUUCACUCAGUUACGGAGAGAGGAGAGGGGAGAGGUGAGGAGAGAGGAGAGGACGAGGAGGUAUCAAACGAUGGGAGCGAAGAGAGUGAGGAGGGAGAAAAGAGAGGAGAGGAAGUGGUGGAAGAGGGGAGUGAAGGGAGUGAGGAGGAGAAGGGGGAAAGUGAGGAUGAGGAGGAAGAGGUGUUGGAGAAAAGGGAUUUGGCCAAAAGUGGUGGUGGAAGGAAGAAGCAGGGGAAGAGGAAAAUUGGGGGGAGUGGGACGAAAUCUAGGGAGAGUAGGAGAAAGCAGGGGGGCAGAGGCAAGAGAAACACCGAGACAUCUGAAGACGAGGAGGAGGAGGAUGAGGAUAUGGAAGGGGAGGAGUCGGAGGCUGGGGCCUCAGGGAAGUUGGGGGGGCAAGGAGAAGAGGAGGAAGAUCAGGGUAUCACGACGGUGGGAGGCAGGAAGCUGAGGGCGAGAGGUGGUGGUGAGGCGAAGGGGAAGGGGAAGGCGAAGGGGAAGGGGAAUGGGAAGGGGAAGGUGAAGGGGAAGGUAUCAGGUCGCCAGGCUGCUUCUAAUGGGAACAACAAGGGCAAUCCGUCUCUUUCCCCUGCUGCUACUGCCGCCGCCGCUUCUGCUGCUUUGCCAGCAGCUGCUUCCCCUAAGCUGCUGCCUCCUUCCCUCUGCGCUUCUUGCGGAGAGGCAGUGGGGGCAGGGGGAGGGGAGGCUGGGGCAAGGGAGGUGGUGCGGUGUGCGGCGGUGCAGUGCGGUAAGGCGUUUCACCCUGUGUGUGCGGGGCUGAGGCGAAUGGCUGCCAAAGCUGCUUGGUUCUGCACGGAGUGCAGGCAGGGAGGGAGGCGGAAGGGGGGGAAUGGGAUGGGGGGAAAGGGUGGGAAGGGUGGGAAGGGUGGGAUGGGCGGGAGGGGUGGGAAGGGCGAAAGUGAUGGAGAGGGUUGGAGACGAAGGGGUAGGAAGCGUGGGAGAGGGGAGGAUGUGGAGGAGGAGGAAGAAGAAGAGGAGGGAGAGGAGGAGGAGGUGAUUGGGGAGGGGAGUAGUAGUGGGGAAGAAGAGGGAGAGGAGGGGGAGGACGAGGAGGAAGGAGAGGAGGAUGAAGAGGGAGAGGAGGACGAGGAGGAAGAGGAGGACAAGGAGGACGAGGAGGAAGAGGAUGAGGAGGAAGAAGAAAGGGAGGAAGAAGAGGAAGCGGGGGGCGAGGGGGAAGAGGAAGAGAGCGAGGAGGAGAGUGAGGGGGAUAGCAGGGAGUGGAGGGGAAGUCAUGGGAGAAAAAGCAAGGGGAAGCUGCUCACCAAAGGGAAGGGGGUGACUUUUGAGUCGACUGAAAAGUCACCUCGCAAGGGGAAGCUGCUCACCAAAGGGAAGGGCCGGAGUGGUGGUGCUGUUGAUGCAACGAGGGCUGGGCGAAUGCGGAAGAGAAAAGGUGCAGAGAUGGAAGAGGAAGAGGAGGAGGAGGAGGAGGAUGAGAGUGAUAGGGAUAGUGAGGACGAAUGGAGGGUGGAAGGAUGGGUUAACAAUGGAAGGCUCGAGAUUCGUAUUGGGAGUAGCAGCAAGGGAAGGAAGAAAGCGCAGAUGAAGAGGAGGAAGAAGGAUUGUGAGGAGGAGGAAGAGGAAGAGGAAGAGGAGGAGGAAGAAGGGAGUGAGGAGGAGGAGGAGGAGGAGGAGGAGGAGGAGGAGGAGGAGGAGGAGGAGGAGGAGGAGGAGGAGGAGGAGGAGGAGGAGGAGGAAGAGAGUGAGGAGGAGGAAGAAAAGAGUGAGGAGGAAGAGGGUGGUGGUGGUACCGUUUCGUUGAGAGGGAAGAGGAUGGAGGGUCGGGGAGGGAAAAGCGUUGGGGGGCAGGGAGGCGGUAAGGUGCAAGGGCAGAGCAGGGAGGGGAGGAGAGAGAACGAGGAGGAUGAGGAGGAGGAGGAAGAAGAAGAGGAAGAAGAGGAAGAGGAGGAAGAAGAGGGAGAGGAAGGGAGUGAAGAAGAAGAGGAGGGGGAGGAGAGCAGUGAGGAGGAGGAAGAUGCAGGCAGCGUUGGUGGGAAGAAGGUGGGUGAUGUGAAGAAGCUGGGUGAUGGGCGGAGUACUGGAGAGGUGUGUCGGCGGAAGCUGGUGAGGUGUCGUGGUGGGGCAGGGGGAUCCAAGGGGUUAAUUGGCGUGGCGGGAGUUGGAGAGGUGGGAGGAGAGGUGCGUGGGCGGAAGCUGGCCCACGCCCCCUUCAUCAAGUGUAUCACCACCACUCCCUCCGGUGUCACCACCACUCCCUCCGGUGUCACCACCACUCCCUCCGGUGUCACCACCACUCCCUCCGGUGUCACCACCACUCCCUCCGGUGUCACCACCACUCCCUCCGGUGUCACCACCAUCUGCAAGCUGUUUCUGAGAAUUCUCAGGAGUGGACUCCUCUCGUUUCCCUGCUUUCUCGGUGUCAGUGUCAAGGCACAAGGCGCCCUCGGUUCUUCCAGCAGUCCAAACUUCUCCAGGUCUCGCAGCAGACCUGUCUGGCUGGUUCUUUCCUUCUCCAGAUGUCGAGCAAUGGACGAAGACAAGAGUGCUGGUGGUGUGAGUGGUGGUGCUGCUGCUGCUGGUGUGAGCGGUGGUGCUGGUGCUGCUGGUGUGAGUGGUGGUGCUGCUGCUGCUGGUGUGAGCGGUGGUGCUGGUGCUGCUGGUGUGAGUGGUGGUGCUGCUGCUGCUGGUGUGGGUGGUGCUGGUGCUGCUGCUGUUCGUUUAGUAGCUGGACUUCGGAAUCCGGAACUGAACACUCUCGGGCUGAACACCCUUGGACUCGGCAGCCUGGGGAAGUUGAAGCAGUUCCGCUGCUGA